Messenger RNA from Aplysia californica (California sea hare), 4130 nucleotides. RefSeq names its product cilia- and flagella-associated protein 58. Gene Ontology annotation, cellular component: cytoskeleton. The record is from RefSeq and is a predicted model, not a curated record. Lineage: Eukaryota; Metazoa; Mollusca; Gastropoda; Aplysiida; Aplysiidae.
ACUGACGACCAAGACCCGUCCUCUGACCGGACGACAGACGAAUCCCCGGGCCACCAGCUACAGGACGCAGACAACCCAGAACAGCUGACGGACCAGCACACAGAAGAAGCAACGGAGCAGCCCGGAGUGAGCUCAGAGUCAGACAGCAAUGCCAAACCCAACACGACUGCCAAUGAUCAUGUUGCGUCUUCCUCGAAGGCCUCAAUUACUUCGAGCCUCGGCUUUUCUUUCAGGAAGUCGAGUGGUGUGCGAGCGUCUCAAGUACUUGCAUUUCGCCCCAGCAAAACAGCUGAAGCGGACAUGGAAAUCGCCAGCCUGAGUGACCGCAAAUAUUCCGAGGAGAAUGAGAACGACGCAUCCUUACUGGACAGAGAUGACAUGUCACAGUCCCUCGUUGACAUCCUAGAUGACAAUGAGCCACGCCUUGAGACGCUGACUCCACCCCCUCCCGUGCCCGAGAUCGACGACGGCCUGGUUCACAGCGCUUUGUUGACCGUCAGACAGAGUUUCACUGAGAAGACGGUGCUCGAGGAGCUCCAGAAGAUGUUCAACCUGUAUGAAGAUAGUCAAAACAAGACACUGACUUUGUCCAGGAAACUCCACAAGUACACGAGAAUUAUCGAGCGGUACGAAGAAAGGGAGACGAAGGACCCACGGUUGAAAAAGGCCCUGUUCUUUGCCAACGAAUACAGGAAAUCCGCGAAGAUUCCCGAGGAGGGGCGAUAUGGAACAACAGGAAACCGUCAAAAUGACUUUAGAAAACAAGGUCGAGAGCCUGACGAAACAGUUAAAGGAGGUGACGGUACAGUGCAAGACGAAGAGUGAGCACGAUUUGAAAAAAAUACAGGAAGAGAAAGCCGAAAUAAUGGAAAUGACCGGGCUGGAAGUUCAGAGACUGAGCAAAAAACUAGACAUGGCAGUCAGCGCGAAACAGACGCUGUUGAAAGCAAACGAAGAAUGCACCAAACAGCAAAAGAUUUUGGAAUCAAAGCGACAGGAAACAAAAGCUGCUCUGACCUGCAGCAUCGCACAAGAAGGGGCUUUGAUGAAAACGAAGCACGCUCUGGACGUUCACAUUCAAAGUCUGGAAAAGAAAUUAAUAAAAGAGAAGAGCGAACAAAAAGAACUGGAAGCCAAACUAAAGCUGGCUAACCGACAUCUGGAUGACUUCAAACGGGAGCUAACGACGGCAAAGGACGAUAACGCAAAACUGCAACAGCAAGUAAAAGACCUGGCUUCAAAAAACGACUUCCUGCAAAAUCGGCUGACGAAAGCAGUGGACAUUUCAAAGCGAGCAAAGGGAAACCUGGAUGUUUGUAAAACGAACCAAACUCACAGUCAGAUCGCACUCUCGGACCUCAAGUUGGGGUUACUGACCUGCCGACAGCACCUGAAGACCAUGACGCUGCAAUGUGACACGAUAAAGACUCGAUUAAACGAAGCACUUCAGCAGGUGAACUCGAAAGAGGAGCUUCUUAGAACAUCGCAGAGUAACGCACUUUCUGCCACACGGGCAAUUCACGAACUUGCCACUUUGAACAGCACACAGGAUGUCGCUAUAAAAGGCCUGCAGGACGAUCUGAAGAGAAUGUCAAACCAGUUUUCACUGAUGAUUGCAAAGAUGCGAGAGUACGCAAUGGAUCACGACCAUCUGACCAGUUACAUUCUCACGAUCGAGAAAGACAGACAAGUGCUGACGGACCAGAAAGCAGCACAGCGACAACAGAUCCACAUACUAGGGAGAAAGAACGCCUCCCUCUACACAAACAACGCGUCACAGCAGGAAAUGAUGGAGCUUAUGCGCUUCCAGAGUACCCUCAAGGAGAACGAAAUAUCCGGAUUGAACUUCUCGCACAAGAAAAAAGACGCAGUUAUCAUGUCUCUGCAGCUCAAAGAGAGCGACCAUGUGGACAGGUUGGCAUCGAAAGGGAAAGAACUCCUCAAGCUGUCCGACAGAGUGAGCGAAGUACGAGAGGAAAUGGACACCGCGAAAAAUCAGUUGUUCAGCAUGCAGAGUAUUCUCAAAUGCACCAUGGAGGACCUGCGGAUCGAAACUCUCAGGAAGGAACGGAUUCGCAAGGAACGAGAUCUGUUCGGCGCCAUGGCCGCCCAGCGGAAAGUGGAGCAAGACCUUCUCCAGGAGCGGGUCCGUGCCUUGGAGAAAAGACUACAGCACGGCCACGCAGCUUUUCUGAAUAAGGAGAAUGACGUCAAAGUGCUCGUUCUGGAGGUGAACAACCUGAGGAGGAAACUGAAGCUGUACGACCGAGAUAAACAAGUGCUCUAUGAACUCCGGAACGAGCACAUCGAGGUGCGUAGGGAUGCAAUCAGAACACAGGCGAAAUGUGCCGCCAUUGAGGCUAUGCUACCAACACGCCUGCACCGAUGGACAGUGUUAAAGGCAGAAGACCCAUCACAGUAUGAAUUGCACAUCAAAACUCGAUUGUUGACGCGCAAACUUAUCAAGAAAACAGUGGAAGUAAUUCAGAAGGAGCAGAUCAUCAUGAAGAAAAACAGGCUGUUUAUGGAGAUGAAGGCGAUGCUGGCCCUGAAGUCUCCAAAAGACCUGAGCAAUCAAGUUGUGGAAGCAAGUAAAGCCAUGGGCAGGAAAGACAGGCAGAUUAAGGCCCUGAAAGCAGAGCUGACCGUGAGCAUGUACAGUCACUCACAGGCCCAGAAAGAGGCGACUAAGAAGGAGCAGGAACUGGGGGAGACCAGGAAACAAUACCUGCGCCAGAAAAAGAUUAACUUCAGGCAAAGACAACAGCAGAACAAACUACCUCCCAUUAAAGCUAAUCCUCCACUAGUGAAAGGCUGCGGCGGCGGAUUUCGAUGGACUUCUCUGAUAGCAGCAAAGACAAACACAAAGGUAUACCCUCAAAUGCUUGUGAGUGGAAAUGUCAGACCAAAUAAAUGAAAGAUCCAAUUUGGGUUAUUUAUUCAUUUACAAAGACACACUAAAUGGACAUAGUUUGGAUCAACAUUUUUGACUUAAUGUGGGGCACAUUUAUAGUCAUACACAAGUUCACAAUGCAUUAAAGGAGGUUUUGUUUGACCAUCUAUUUAGGUUCAAAGGUGCACUAAAAGGACUGAAUUUCAAUCAGGAACUCAGGUGCAAAAGUGCAACUCUACAUAUAUAUCAAUACACUCAUUGAGCAUUAUAUUUUUAUUUUUCUUCAAUGAUUCAGUUUUCAUGUGCUCGACUGUAUCAUUGACCCAGUAUACAUAUUCUCUGUUGUGCUACACAACUUAUUCAGUAUAAUGCAUGACACUUAGCAUAGGUCAUGAUAGGUAGUUCAUUACUAUUGUGUGAGUCAUUCAUCCAUCGUACCACAACGACCAGACAGCGUAACCGUAUCAACUUUACUUCCUUUCAAGACAAAUAGAAUAAAAUAUUUUGAAGCAACGAAAGCAUAACUGUGGGCACAAUACACAUACAAGUCAAAGACAAAAGUACCACAGCAACAAACCACGUUUGUUUUGGGAGAACAACUUAAAAAAACCAUGGUUCAAAGACAGCCUCAGCACGUUUGAACUGAGAAUGAAAAGCUAUGUCAACAUAAAUAUCCAUGCAUGAUUGGAGAGUCUUGAUGACAAAACAAGAGGGAGCUAGUACUAGUUGUAGUAGACAAUGGCAGUUCAGGACCUAAAGGGAUAGUUGUAAUAUUCAUUUGGUUUACUCUGCUUGAGCCAUUUAACAGUACAUUUCAUUAAUAUGCCUAAAACCUAAUUGAUACGUCUUACAUUUUUAGUGCAAAAGAAGAGGCAUCAGGAAAAAAGCUCAAGUAAAAAAAAAGAGUUUUGAGUGAAGGGCAGUGCAAUAUUGGUCAUUACCAUAUUGCUUCAUGAAGAUGAUCCUAAACAUCAUUUCAAGUUAGAAGCUUUACAGGCAAAUGGCUGUUUAUUUCAGAAUGGAAUGGUGAUGUAGCGUACUAGCGUAAGAGACAAGUUCAUUUUCAUAACAUUGUACCUUGUUCAUCCUACUUUCAUCGGCCCACUGCAUUGCUCUUGCAAAAGUCAGUGCAAAAAGGGCUUCAUCGACGUUCAUCCAAAUGAAAGAUAAAGUUUUCAAAUAUGACAGAGAAACAUACAAAUGUGAAUGACAAAUAAACAUUACGUCUAGAAACAAU